AUGAUCCCCCCGAGCGGCGCCCGCGAGGACGGCGUGGACGGGCUGCCCAAGGAGACGGCGAGCGCCGAGCAGCCGCCCUCUCCUGCAUCCACCGGCAGUCAGGAAUCCAAGCUCCAGAAACUAAAACGAUCACUUUCUUUCAAGACCAAGAGUUUACGGAGCAAAAGUGCUGACAACUUCUUCCAGCGAACCAACAGCGACGUGAAGCUGCAGGCGGACGUGCUGGCGGAGGUCAGCCCCAGCUCCAGCCCGCUCCCUGCCCCCGGAAGCCUGACCUCCACACCCACCAGGGCCGGUCUGUACCCUGGCGGCGGCGGCAAGGCCCAUGCCUUUCAGGAGCACAUCUUCAAGAAGCCCACUUUCUGUGACGUCUGCAACCACAUGAUCGUGGGAACAAAUGCUAAGCAUGGACUGCGCUGCAAGGCCUGUAAGAUGAGCAUCCACCACAAGUGCAUGGAUGGCCUGGCACCCCAGCGGUGCAUGGGCAAGCUGCCAAAGGGGUUUCGGCGUUACUACAGCUCCCCCUUGCUCAUUCACGAACAGUUCGGCUGCAUUAAAGAAGUCAUGCCCAUUGCCUGCGGCAAUAAGGUGGACCCUGUGUAUGAGACCCUCCGCUUCGGCACCUCGCUGGCCCAGAGGACAAAGAAGAGCAGCUCGGGCAGCGGCUCCGACUCGCCUCACAGAACCUCGACUUCAGAUCUCGUGGAGGUUCCUGAAGAGGCUGAUGGGCCGGGAGAUGGGUAUGACCUGCGGAAGCGGAGCAACAGUGUGUUCACGUAUCCAGAAAAUGGCACCGACGAUUUCAGAGACCAAGCAAAGAACAUAAAUCACCAGGGACCUCUUUCCAAAGACCCAUUACAGAUGAACACCUAUGUUGCCUUGUACAAAUUUGUACCACAAGAGAAUGAAGAUUUGGAAAUGAGGCCAGGAGACAUGAUUACUCUUCUAGAGGAUUCUAAUGAAGACUGGUGGAAAGGGAAAAUUCAAGACAGAAUUGGCUUCUUUCCAGCCAACUUUGUUCAGAGAGUACACCAAAAUGAGAAGAUUUUUAGAUGUGUUAGAACCUUCACUGGGUGUAAGGAACAGGGACAGAUAACCCUGAAAGAGAAUCAGAUCUGUGUGGCUUCUGAAGAAGAACAAGACGGCUUUAUCAGAGUGCUCAGUGGAAAGAAGAGAGGCCUGGUCCCCCUCGAUGUUCUAGAAAACAUCUGAUUGCUGGCCCCUCCUUUUGAAGUCGGCAAGCCCUGGGGUGAUGCCUCAUCUCACACUGUGUUAACCCAGAGGAGCUGCCGCCCUGACCAGCUACCCAGGAAACAGUGAGACGAGACUCAAGGGUCUGAGACUGUGGGGGAACAGCCUCAAGGCAGGGGGCCCAUGGCACAGCACGUCCAGGCUGCCCGAGGUGGGGGUGAGGCUGGGAGCUUCGGCUCGUGGAGCCAAGUGUGGUACCCAGCAGGUGGUAACCACUGCUGACGCCUAGAACUCAGCUCCCUCCCCGUCCACGUGGUGUAAGUUAACCUGCUGGAGGGUGCUCCAGUCUGUGGGGUGGCCCGAGGGUGAGGCUCGGAUCCAGGUAGCCAGGUGUGAUUCUGGUUCCAGACCUCUGUCCCCAGUACCCGCCAGUCAGCAUCGUCACAUGUGAGAGGCCUGCAGUCUUUCUACAGAGCAGCAGGAAGCCCUACUCCCUAACCCCUAACAUGCCAGUGCUCCCCACAGACCCCCACCCCCACUUUACAAUCCAGCCAAAUCUUCUGUCCUCAGAGUACCUCCUGGUGGUGUGUGUUAGGUGUGAGGGCUAAGCUGAUGUGGCAGCAACUUGAAGACCUGAUCUGCCCCGGAAUUGCCAUCAGGCAGCCCCUCCUGCCACUUAUUACCAGAUGCAGGAUAUGAAGCAUGGAGGUGGUGGGUCAAGUGGGGGAAGGUAGGGCAGAGAGCCUACUUAUUGACGACUAUACAGCCCUUUCCUUUCGAUGAUGAAAUCCUUUUCCCGAGAUGGAGCUGGGGACGUGAAUGUGGCAGAAAGUCUCCGUGAGAGCUUCCUCUUCAUUUGACCUCUUCUGUGUUAGGGGCAGCUCCCCCUCAUGCCAUCCCACAGGACUCCCUUUUGGAGGCUGAGCCCAUCUUACAGGGAACCGGAAUCAUGGAGGAGAAAUAGAAACAGCAUCUUAGGAGAAAAGUAGCCAGAUUGGAAUCCAUUCUUCUUUAGGGCAGGAUAUUUUGCCCCAGCAGAUGUAAAAUGGAAUGUAAUCCAUAAUGCUUCAUCCCUCUGCAAGCAGAGGCACUUGGUCCUAUUUAGCAUCAACUAGAGGAGUCCCUCUUAACUCUGUAUGUACUACUGUUUACAAGAACGCAAUAUACUGUGAUGCCUCCAGCCUCCUCCUAGCAUUCAGACUCGCAUCUUAUUAAUACAGUUAAACUUCAGUUCACAGUGACCUUGGAAUCAAUGUCAGUUUGGUUUAUUUUGUUACAGAGCAAUAAAGUCCUUAGAACAAUUGGUUUU
Molecule: messenger RNA, 2500 nt
Organism: Odocoileus virginianus texanus
Lineage: Eukaryota; Metazoa; Chordata; Mammalia; Artiodactyla; Cervidae
Gene: STAC
Product: SH3 and cysteine rich domain
Biological process (GO): positive regulation of protein localization to plasma membrane; positive regulation of voltage-gated calcium channel activity; skeletal muscle contraction
Cellular component (GO): extrinsic component of cytoplasmic side of plasma membrane
Molecular function (GO): transmembrane transporter binding
Source: RefSeq, a predicted model, not a curated record